Recurvomyces mirabilis is the source of this 1767-nucleotide messenger RNA. RefSeq lists its product as uncharacterized. The transcript has 2 exons. NCBI's taxonomy places the organism in Eukaryota, Fungi, Ascomycota, Dothideomycetes, Mycosphaerellales, Teratosphaeriaceae. Gene Ontology annotation, molecular function: propionyl-CoA carboxylase activity. The coding region runs from base 1 to 1767 and encodes 588 amino acids. The record is from RefSeq and is a predicted model, not a curated record.
AUGGGCGGAGAUGAUGAGAGCGACGGUCGGUCAUCGUCAAAGGAUGCCAAGGAGAAAGCAGCGUCUCGAGCAGCCCAAGUCUCCGAACAUCUAGACGCAAGCAAGCAAGGAUCUGGACGUCGUCGACGCCGGAAGGCACAGGACGAUGCCCUUCCAGCAGACUACAGCGAUGUUCUUGGACAAUUGCAGAAGCUGCGCGACUUCGCUGCUAACCCUGACACUUCGAAGACAGGCUACAUUCGACAUCGAGAGGCAGGCAAACUCUGGGUACGGGAUCGCAUCGACCAGCUUCUCGACAAAGGAUCGUUCCGAGAAAUCGGCAGCGUGACUGGCAAAGUGAAGUGGAAGCAGACUGGCCCACUGACCGAAGAGGCCGAGCAGUUCCAGCCCAGCAACAACAUCAAUGGUUUUGGUACGCUUGACGGCAGGCGAAUAUGCUUCUCUGCAGAUGACUUCACGAUCCGUGCUGGUCAUGCUGAUGGAGCUCUGUUCGCGAAGACAGUCUACAUGGAGAAGUUGGCCUUGCGACUCAAGCUUCCCAACAUCAAACUUGUCGAUGGCUCGUCGGGUGGAGGGUCAGUCACAACGAUCGAGACGAACGGCUAUGCAUAUAUACCCCCUAUGGACGGAGCGCACCAGGUCAUCCAGCAGCUGAACGCUGGCAUACCUAAUCUAGGAGCCGCUUUAGGGACGGCUAUCGGUCUAGGGGCAGCACGGCUGGUCGUGUGCCACUUUUCUGUUAUGGCAGGCGAUGUAGGAUCUCUGUUCAACGCUGGACCACAAGUCGUCGCCAACGCCACGUUCGAGGAAGGUCUAUCUUUCAGCGAGCUCGGUGGUCCAGCCGUGCAUUGUACAAAUGGUACGAUAGACAAUCUUGCUGCAAACGAAGUAGACUGCUUCCGUCAGAUUAGGACCGUGCUGUCGUACCUUCCCAACUGCGGCACCCAGAUCCCGCCUGUUGUGACCUCUGACGACCCUGUUGAUCGCCCUUCACCAGAGCUGCGGACGCUGAUACCUCGGAAACGGGAACGGAUGUACAAUGCUCGGAAGAUGAUCACGACUAUUGUCGACAAUUCAUCGUUCUUCGAGAUAGGUGCACUUUGGGGUCGGACGACUAUCGUUGGUCUUGCUAGGCUCGGUGGCAAGCCUGUGGGCAUUAUUGCUAACAAUCCCGAAGUCGCUACCGGUGCUCUAGAUACGCUUGGCUCGCAAAAGAUCGCAAGACAUCUGAAGUUCUGUGAUGUGUUCAACAUACCUAUCCUGCAAUUUGUCGAUGUGCCAGGCUACGCAAUCGGCACCGUCGCCGAGCGGACCGCCACCAUGCGCUGGGGAGUAGAACUUUGGAAGUCAUACUAUAGCACAACAGUUCCGCUAUUCAAUGUCCUCGUCCGUAAAGUCUAUGGUGUAGCCGGCGGCCUCAUGGUCGAAUGUCGCGACCCGCACUUCCGCGUAGCCUGGCCAAGCGGUGAAUGGGGCAGCCUACCACUCGCCGGCGGCAUAGACGUCGGGCAUGCAGCAGAGUUGAGGAAGAUCGAGAAAGAGAAGGGUCUCGAGGCGAGGAAGGAGAGGUAUCGAGAGCUGGAUACGAUGUACAGGCGACUGAUGAAUCCAGUGCGAACGGCGAACAUGUUUAGUGCGGAGGAGAUUAUUGAUCCAGCUGAUACGAGAAGGGUAGUUAGUGAGUGGUGUAGGUGGGUAUACGAGACGGAGCUGCCGGAGAGAGUGAUCAAGAGGACGACAGGGCAGCUACAGCCGACCUUUGCAUGA